Messenger RNA from Peniophora sp. CBMAI 1063, 1335 nucleotides. Lineage: Eukaryota; Fungi; Basidiomycota; Agaricomycetes; Russulales; Peniophoraceae. The record is from the annotation of a GenBank genome assembly.
AUGAAGUCCAUCGCUAUCCUCGGCGCUUUGGUCGCCUCCUCGCUGGUCGGGGCACUCCCACUCUCUAUCCGUUCAUGCUCGGAUGACUGCGACUGCAACACACCCGAGUCAAGUUCGAGUGGCAACUCUACGGUGGUCAACGGCACGGCUCCGUAUAUCGCUGCAAGCUGGAUCCAGGACUUCAAGACCAACUCCUCUUCGCUCGCUACUCUCAACUUCGACAAGUACACCCACAUGACCUAUGGCUUCGCAUCGACUGAGGCGAACGGCAGCCUCACAAUCGACAGCACUCAUGAAGACGGCCUUCUCGCAUUCGUCAACUUGACAAAGCAACAUGGCGUCAAGUCAUUGCUCUCAUUGGGUGGUUGGUACGGCGGCCGAUUCUUCUCCAACCUCGUCGCCACGCCCGAGAACCGCACCGCGCUCACCAACACUAUCCUCGAACUUGCGUCAAAGUAUGACCUUGACGGCAUUGAGUUCGACUGGGAGUACCCGAACAACACGGGCGCGUGCAACUCUUUCGCCGGAGCCGAUGCGUCCAACCUCGUUUCACUCGUGCAAGAGCUGCGCAACAACACCGCCGGACAAGACAUGAUCCUCACAUCGACAGUCUCCGGUGUGCUCUGGACAGGGACCAACGCUACGAACGAUCCGAACGUCCUCGCGCUGGCGGACAACCUCGACUACAUCUCCAUCAUGAACUACGACGUCUUCGGCACAUUCUCCGACUUCGCUGGUCCUAACGCGCCGCUCGACGACACUUGCGCGACGCCGGAGCAGCAAGAUGCUGGCUUUUCGGCGGUACGCGCUGUGGACGCAUGGAACCAGGCCGGCGUACCGCUCAACAAGCUCGUACUCGGAAUCCCCACCUACGGACACUCAUACUCCGUUUCUCCCUCGAUUGCCACAAAUGACAACUUCACGACGCUCAACACUCACCCCGGCUUCGACAAUACGAUACAUCCUCUCGGAUCUCAAGAUAACGGUUCGAACGAGACCUUCGUCGACGUCUGCGGAGUACCGAACCCUCCAUCAGGCGAUUGGGACUUCGCCGGGCUCGUCACGGCAGGAUACCUCAAUGCCACAGGCGGAUUCAACGAGUCGAUGACGAACGCGCAUUGGAUGUUCGACGAGUGCGCGCAGACGCCUGUGCUUUAUGAUGAGGGGAGCAGCGUUUGGAUCUCGUAUGAUGAUCCGCAGAGCUUCAGGGCUAAGGGAGAAUUCAUUGCUGAGAAGGGGUUGGCUGGGUUUGCGGCGUUCGAGGCGUAUGGGGAUGUGAAUGACGCGAUGUUGGACGCUGUGCGCGCUGGCGCGGGGUUUGACCAGGUUCAAUGA